GUGGCAAGUUAGUCCACUCUCGCCAGGCGGAGAAGACGCGCGCUCCUGCUCUCCCGACCUCGUCAUUAUUUAUUUAUUUAUUUAUAGUAAAUUAAUUUCAUAUAGUGACAUCAAGUGCCAAUAAUGAAGUUUAAAAGUGUGUUGUGUGUGUUGCUGCUGGCGGCGACGACGACUCUGGGGGACGAUGACUGGGAGUGGGGCGCCGAGUCCUCCCGUCAGGCCAAGGACAUCUUUGAAGAUGCUCCAGCACCCGGCAUUGCCACUUUCAGCGUCUCCGUCAGCCCAGAAGAGGAACCCCAAAUCAGUGCCGUGGAGGAGCUCCUCAUCCGUAAGACGUUGGGUGCUAACCCGCUGCCCCUCGAGCCCCACACCUCCUACAGCUUCAGUGUUGAAGCUGGGGACGGUGGUGGGGAGAUCGUGGAUGGCCUGGUAGUGGCCGAGGGCGGAGACCGCGAGGGACGCUUCCUGGGUAUUGGAGAGAAGUUGUGUUCGUACGGGAUCGGCAUCAACUGUGACAAGAAAUAUCCAGUGCCUGUCAAGUCUUCUUACGGACCUCCGCCCCCCAGACCACUCGCCCCUCUCAGUUCCUACGGGGCCCCGGUGCCCAAACCCACUUACCCCAACAGGAAACACGGUCCCCCUCCCCCACCAAAGGCUCCAUCUUACUCGUCUCCAUUUAAGGGACUCUUGUCUGUCCUCGAGCCCUUCAUUCCCGGAUCUAAGCCCCAAUUUCCUCCUAAAGUUGGCCAAGGAGCCCUGAACCCCUCCUACACCGCCCCCAACCCUAACUACGCCCCUCUCUUACCCUCCUACAACCCACCAGCCAACCCCACGUACAUUGCUCCCAAGCCCACCUACAACGUCCCUCGUCCGGCUUACACCGCCUCACCACCCCAGUACGUUGCCCCAAAGCCUGACUAUCAUGCCCCAAAGCCCUACAUUGUCAACAACAAGCCUGUUCACGUUGCCCAGAAGGUUGACUACGCUCCUCCUAAGCCCAAUUAUGGAGCAGUCUUUCCCUCUCAUGAUGUGCCCAAGGUGUCUUAUGUUGAGCCAAAACCCGCCUAUGCCAACCCCAUCAUAACCUACACCGCCCCUGCCAUUAAGCCCACCGUGAUCGAGCAACACACUCACUCCCACACACACAUCUACCAGGACCAAGGAGGUUACCAGGACGAUUACCAGGGACAAGGCACUCAGCAGGUCUUCCAGCGACAGGAUGUGAAGCAGGAUGUCAGUAUUGGCUCAACCCAUGAGGUAAACUUUGCAAAGAGUCAUGGCAGCAUCCAAGACAUCCAGAACAGUCAGCAUCACAGCUUCCGCCAAGAGAGUGCCAGUGCCAGUCACUCAUCUCCCUCCAUCGUGCCAGCUAUUGUCGUGGGUCAAAAGUUCCUACCAGGCAGGAUCGAGACAGGGUUCAAGCCAAUGCCGUCAGUUUCACAGACACUUUUCAGGCCGCUAGGUCCUACCUACCGCGAAGACUGCCAGUGUGUCCCCAAUGCCUUCUGCUCCGACCUAGAUGUCGUCGCCCGCAACGCUCCUGGCGACAUCAGGGAGCUCCUGGAUGCCCGCAACAGUAAAAUUGCUAUUUACUCCAACGCUACUGAUUCCCUUACUUCUGCCAAUGAAACUGAAAAUGAAGUCUCCAGCGAGAGACCUGGGCGACGAGGAAGAGUUCUGGACCUGAGUGUUGAGGCGGCCACAGAAGACGUUGAAGAGGUGACGGAAUUAACGACAGAAGCGGAGACAAUUGAGCCAGUGGCAGAAGAGGAUGUAACAGAAGCAAUGACAGAACCAGUGACAGAAGCAGUGACCGCAGAAGAAGAGAAGGAGGAGACACGGGUCAGGAGGGACGUGGACGACACGGAGGAUGAGACCGUAGCACCAGAUCCCGUCAGCGACCGUCAGGGACGCCAGUUGACAGGCUUCACUCCCGGACUCAACGGCUGUGGUCACAAUCACGUGUGUUGCCGCAGACCCGUGUUUAAACCCCACCGUAAGCAGUACACCUGUGGUCGUCGCAACGCCGCUGGUCUCCUGGGUCGCGUGAAGACUGCACAGUUCGCCGAGGGAGACUCUGAGUUCGGAGAAUACCCCUGGCAGGCGGCCAUUCUCAGACGCGAUGAAGGGAAGAUUAUGUACCAGUGUGGCGCCACGCUCAUCGACGACAAACAUGUUCUAACCGUUGCACACUGCCUCGAAGGUCUCCACCCGUCGCAGAUGAAGGUUCGUCUGGGUGAGUGGGACGUGUCGGGAGAGUCUGAGUUCUACACCCACCUGGAGGUGAGGGCUGCCGGCGUCUACCUACACCCUGAGUACUACAAAGGCAACCUUAACAACGAUAUCGCCGUCGUCAGACUGGAGGCCUCCAUUGACUUCUCUGUACACCCCCACAUCACGCCUGUGUGUCUGCCGGACAAGUUUACAGACUUUACUCAUCAGCGCUGCCAUGCCACUGGCUGGGGUAAGGACGCCUUCGGCAGUGAAGGCAAGUUCAGCCAGGUACUGAAGGAAGUGGAGUUGCCGGUGAUGGAGGACCUCCAGUGUGAGGCCACCCUCAGACAAACUCGCCUGGGCAGAGGCUUCAAACUUCACGAGGGUAACUUGUGUGCCGGAGGAGAGGCUGGCAGAGACACCUGCAAGGGUGACGGUGGCAGCCCCCUGGUGUGUGAGGGGAGUGACGGGUCGGUGCAGCUGGCUGGGGUGGUAUCCUGGGGCCUCGGCUGUGGUCGUCCCGGUAUCCCCGGCGUCUACGUGAAGGUGUCUCACUACCUCGACUGGAUCAGAGACAUCACCAGGGCGUAUGAAUUGUUUGUAGAGUCAAGAGAACUGUUUAUGGACCCCAGAGAACUGAUUGUGGACCCCAGUGAAUUGUUUGUAGAGUCAAGAGAACUGUUUAUGGACCCCAGAGAACUGAUUGUGGACCCCAGUGUGAGGGCGGCGGUGUGUCUCCUGCUGACCACCACAGCCGUUUUAUCAGCCGACGACUGGUCCUGGGGAACCGACGCCGCUUCUGCACCUGCUGCGUCGCAUAAAGCUCUCCCCAAGACCCGGCAAGUCCACCUACCACCUCCCCUGGAGCCCCGCCCUCCUCAGAGUGUCCCCAGCAAGGUCUCCACUCAGGGGGACAGGCAAGGCAGGUUCCUGGGACUACAAAAAACACUCUGCUCUCUGGGGAUCGGUUUGAAUUGUAACAAGAACACUCAGCCGCACUACCCCAACACCCUCCCAGGUCAAGGCCUCAUCUCUCGUCCUCACCCCACCCUGGGAGACCACCUACCCAUCCCCCCGUCACCACUCGACGUGACUUACCAUCACUCACACACACACGUCCAUCUUCGCCCUGAUGCCAGACCAACUUCAGUAACUGGUGGCUUCCCUCCUUUGGCUGGCCAACCAACACCACACGGGUUCUCCUUAUACCACGAUAAGUGCCAGUGUGUACACGCCUCCUUCUGCUCCUCCUACGAUAUCGUGGCCCGCAAUAAUCCCGGGGACCUUAGAGACCUCAUCGAUGCCCGCAGCCGUACAUCAGACAUCCUUUCUAAUGAAACACACGUCGAGGAAAAUGUUGCUACCACACCCGCGCCCGGUGGUCACGCCGCCCCUCACACCACUGGUCGUCAGGCGAAGAUUUUGGAUAUCGAGUUAAAGAACGAGACCCGCGUUAGAAGAGACACGCUCGACAACACUCACAAACCUUUCAACGCCACACACGACACUGAAGCCCGAACAUUAUUUUACUACCCGGGAGCAGCUGGUUGUGGUGCAGCCUAUGUGUGUUGCCGUAACCCACAAGUUCCUCCUCGACCCUCCAAGUACUCAUGCGGCCGCAGCUAUACAAGCGGGGUCGCACCUCGCAUCAAGACACCACAGUACGUGAAGGGAAACACAGAGUUCGGGGAGUACCCUUGGCAAGCGGCCAUCCUCAAGCAUGGUGACGAGUACGUGUGUGGCGGCGCCCUGAUCGACGAGCGACACAUCCUGACUGCCGCCCACUGUGUUGACGGAUUAAUCCCUCAUCAGCUGAAGGUCCGUCUGGGUGAGUGGGACGUGUAUGGACCCACCGAGUUCUACCGUCACGUGGAGAUGCAGGUGGAGUUUGUCGCUCUCCACCCUGGCUACUACGCCGGCAACCUUCACAACGACAUCGCCGUCAUCAGGAUGCACCGCUAUGUUGAUUUCUCAGCCCACCCACACAUCUCGCCCGUGUGUCUGCCAGACAGCUACAGCACCUUCGUGGGUCAGCGGUGCCACUCUACCGGGUGGGGGAAGGACGCCUUCGGCAGCCAGGGCAAGUACCAGACCAUACUGCAGGAGGUGGAGGUGCCCGUGGUGGACCACUAUCGAUGCCAACAGGCCCUCAGAAGCACCCGCCUGGGGCCCAGUUUCAACCUCCAGCAGGGCAUGUUGUGUGCUGGCGGCGAGGAAGGUCGUGACACCUGUCAGGGUGACGGAGGCGGCCCCCUGGUGUGUCCGGGUCCUGAAGGCAGGUUCCAGCUGGCUGGCCUGGUGUCCUGGGGCGUCGGCUGUGGCCUGCGAGGUAUCCCCGGCGUCUACGUCGACGUUGUUUACUACCUGCAGUGGCUUCACGCCAUCACAUCAGCGCCAUAAAUGCUCAAUAAAACACAGCAUCUCAUACCAAAGAAACAACGGUGACGAGAUGCUCAAACUGUGUCAGUAACAAGUGGCGGCUUCAUCACUGUGAAGAGUCGUGUAGCAUAAAUUAUGCAGUAGUGUCUUCCUUGUUACCAUAAUCAAAAUAAAAACCCUUUUUUAUA
Messenger RNA from Homarus americanus (American lobster), 4781 nucleotides. RefSeq lists its product as uncharacterized. Gene Ontology annotation, biological process: proteolysis. The transcript is spliced from 14 exons. The record is from RefSeq and is a predicted model, not a curated record. The coding region runs from base 124 to 4614 and encodes 1496 amino acids. NCBI's taxonomy places the organism in Eukaryota, Metazoa, Arthropoda, Malacostraca, Decapoda, Nephropidae. Gene Ontology annotation, molecular function: serine-type endopeptidase activity.